This is a messenger RNA of Actinia tenebrosa (Australian red waratah sea anemone), 2518 nucleotides long. RefSeq names its product Fanconi anemia group C protein homolog. Gene Ontology annotation, biological process: nucleotide-excision repair; cellular response to oxidative stress; interstrand cross-link repair. Gene Ontology annotation, cellular component: Fanconi anaemia nuclear complex. The record is from RefSeq and is a predicted model, not a curated record. NCBI's taxonomy places the organism in Eukaryota, Metazoa, Cnidaria, Anthozoa, Actiniaria, Actiniidae.
CAAUGGAAAGUGCAGAGUUAAAUUAUUGUGAAAACAAAGUAAAGAUGCCGAAUAUGAUGAUUCUAUUCACCAUCUAACGAUAUCUGGUUAGAUGAUUUAACAGCGUUGGUGAUGAUUUGUGAAGAAGAAGUAAAAAGAUGGCUAAAUAUUUUCCAGAAAUCUUCUGAGGAAAGUGAAUCCAGCGAAAGAGAUCGGAGAGCGUUAGACAGCUUGGAUGAUCUAGUAUCAUUCUUGAAUCAACUGAAAGAAUUCAUCGAAAAAAAGGGACACCCUAGAGCCGUUCUCCAUGAGAUACCAAGUGUUGGGAAACUUCUUGGAAUGUUGGCCCAAAAUUAUAUUAUGCAAUGCUCAGAGGAAGCAGUAAAAAUCGUUUUCCACUGUAUUAUGUCCCUGGCUUCUGCCGGAAAUGCAGCUGACAGUGCUACACGUAAGACCAUUUCCUGGGCACAGUCCCAGAUUAGGCAYAUGGUGAGCCCAAGUCCAAUGUGUCCAUCUUCUGUUCUUUUAAUCGGYCAGUAUAUUGGAAAUACGGCAACAGAAACAACUCAAAUAAUGAUUGAGAAGGUUGUUGACUCGAUUUGUUAUGAUUUGAUGAAACAUGAUGGAACGAAAUGGAGCACUCCAGCCAAUGAUGUAGUUCCCAGUUUGAAACACCAAGGACUCACUUUAUGGACUUUAUCUGAGAUGUGUGUGCCAUUGGUGUCCAAACCUGUAGUCAAACCCCUGGUUGAAAGCCUUUUAGUUGCAGGAAAUGCAACAACUGACUUGAUUUGCAGUUCCAGCGACUAUCAGAUGGUUGACUGCUUAUCUCCAAGGUUUCUUUCAUCUGUCACAGAAUUGACACGUCAGAAAGCGAUAAACUUCACAAUUAAAGGAUUUGGUGUAAAGCAUACUCUAUCCUACCAGUCACUGACCAACCUAUGGCGCCGUUACCAGCCCAGCUUUGAGAACCAGAUUUUUGAUCUCGUGGARGCAGUAGUUCUACGUUAUCCAGAUGCCUCAAAUAAUGAUGUCAAGAUCGUCAUUGAGACCAUAUACUUGGCCAGAGCAUGCAGGGAUUAUGAAGAACUUUUCUUGGUAGCAAUACAAAUCGUCUAUUCAUUUGGUCGCAGUUCACCUCAAAACACAAGACUUACUUUACUUCUGAAUUUACUUAAGGAAUCCAUAGCGAGGUCAUCAGUCGCAGUGGAGAUAGCACAGUGACCUUUAAAUAAUUGAAACCCUAACGCCUUGGAGUUGGAGGACGCAAAGUUUUAUUGAAUGGAAGCAUGUUUUUCUUUGUAUUCUUUAUUUUUCUCGUGUGUCACGCAGCACAAAGUCAAGAAUCAGAUUUCUACGUUUACCAUUCGUUUCAAGCUCUCGCUUCUUCGUCUAUUAUAAAGGUUUUGAAAGUACAAGGACAGUUGAAAUGUGCUUUAUCGUGUUCAGGUUUAUCUGGCUGUCACUCUUUUAACUUCGCACACGAGAAGGACUCGGAAGGUAACCAUGUUUGUCAACUGUUGCCCAACGACAAGGGAAUUAAGACGUUGGAAAGAAGCGACGUAUUUCACUACUACGAAAAGUUUAACCCGGUAAAACGUAACAUUUUCACUCAUAAAUUACAUCACGUUUUCAUGUCACUUUUGUAUAACAAUUUUAUUACAAGAAUGCAGUUUUUUUUACACUUGAAAGACUUACAAAUACCAUUAACAGCAUUAUGAUAUUAUUACUCUAAUCUUUGCAAAGUAAACUGACAUAGUUUUUUGAAUUUCCCUCGCGCUCUAUUAUGAUUUUCAAUACCCUAAUGAUGGAGAAUUAUCUUCAAAAGCUUGGUUUAGAAAAAAGUAUUACGUGGUCGAUAUAAAACAUCUAUAAAACAUAGUUGCUUCAAUUUAUUCUUUUUAUGACUAAUGAAUUUUGGUUGAAAGCUAAACUGAUAAGUUUGUAGCAAACCUGUGCAAAUAAAUACUCAAUCAYAUUCCAAUUAUUGGGGAUAUACAAUUAAUUUCAGGGCAUAUUUAUGAUUUUCCCAAUAUAUAAUUCUAUUAUUACUGAAACAUUGCCUUUUUUAAACUAAUAAAUCCUCUCAGAAGUUACACAGUUAAAGAAUAGAAACGAAUGUUGAACUAUAAUCAAACUUCACAAAAAAUCUCUUUAACAAUUUGUGGCAUGUGCAAUAUUGAUUCAAAGCCGAGACGGAAUACAAUUGAUUUACAACUCGGCUACGUUUAUAGGCUGAAUUUUUGUUUUCUGAACAUUCGAUCAAAACUACCAUGCGCACUAUUACGCAUUUUUUCUAUUUUGACGAGAGAGAGAGGAAAAACAAAAACAAAAAAAAAAACAAGCGUAUUUCAAGACUGGUUUGACACAGGCAACCCAGUAAUUAGAAAAUCAGACAAACCCAAACAUAUGGUAGCAAGUGUAUUUGCCCAACUAAUCAAAUUCAUCAAUAUGUCGUACUGUUCGUAUUGCCAUAAAAAUACAAACACAGCCGUUUUUAAGGUGUAUUUUCCUUUAAUUACGCGUUUAUUGUUUUCCU